Messenger RNA from Venustampulla echinocandica, 1545 nucleotides. RefSeq names its product Glycosyl hydrolases family 43. The coding region runs from base 1 to 1545 and encodes 514 amino acids. Gene Ontology annotation, molecular function: hydrolase activity, hydrolyzing O-glycosyl compounds. The record is from RefSeq and is a predicted model, not a curated record. Gene Ontology annotation, biological process: carbohydrate metabolic process. NCBI's taxonomy places the organism in Eukaryota, Fungi, Ascomycota, Leotiomycetes, Helotiales, Pleuroascaceae. The transcript has 5 exons.
AUGGAGAAUACCUAUCAAAACCCUAUUAUUCCGGGCUUCAACCCUGACCCCUCUAUAAUUCGCUCAGGUUCGGAUUUCUUUCUGAUAACUUCGUCAUUUGAAUAUUACCCAGGAAUACCAAUCUACCACAGCAAAGAUUUAAUAUGUUGGAAUCUCAUUGGCCAUGCACUCACUCGUCGAAGUCAACUCGACAUCCGUACACCUGAGCCUGGGGAGGGAUUUGGGCACCAACGAUCCGAUGAUAGGGUCUGGCCAAGAGGAUUUUACGUCAAGACCAAUAAUAUCUGGGAUGAAGAAUCGUGGUCCGAUCCUGUGUUUUUUGACCAAGUUGGUUUUGACCAAGACCUUUUCUGGGACAAUAAUGAUACCGUCUACCUCUCUUCGACAUAUCGUAAAUUACAACGCACACCCUGUGAUCCACCGCUCAAGGACUUUGCUAUCCACGUUUGCACUGUCGACCUGGCCACUGGCAACUCGACUUCCCAGCCAAAACUAAUCAGGGAAUCGUCAUCUGGUGUUGCAGAAGGGUCGCAUAUUCUUAAAAGGGGCAAGUAUUAUUACCUUUUUACAGCAGAGGGCGGCACUGAAUCAGGGCAUUGCGAGUGGGUUAGUCGGUCUGAAAAGGGUCCGUUCGGACCUUGGGAGUUGGCGCCCAAUAACCCCUUGUGGAGGAAUGGAUCUGAAGAUGAGGUUCAGAAUAUUGGUCAUGCAGACUUUGUGGAAGAUACCAAUGGACGGUGGUGGGCUGUUUUCCUUGGUGUUAGGCCAGUGAAGUCAGGCAACCAAUGGCGAACAUCUGUUUUUGGUCGAGAGAGUUUUCUGGUUCCAAUGACCUGGGAGGGAGAGUGGCCCGUGGUGAAUGGAGGUCAAAAGGCCACUCUCCGUGGCACUGGUCCUAGCUUAUACCUCCUUGAACAUGCGGUGGCGUGGCGGGAUGAUUUCACACAGUCGAAACUGGUUCUGGGAUGGUAUCGCAAAAAUACCCCAACCAAAGUCGACUUCUCAUUGACUGAAAAUCCGGGAAAUCUCCGCUUGUAUGGUGGGCCAUACACUCUAAGUGUACCCACCUGUCCAACCCUCUUCCUCCGCAAGCAAACACGUCCUGUUACAACUUGGCAAACUCGCAUAUCGUUCCUGCCAGAAUCCCCAAAUACUGAAGCGGGGACAGUAGUUUGGUGGAAUUAUUUCACGUAUAGCAGUGUCGGUAUCAGGAUGUCUCCGGCCGAUAGCAGCAAGAGAAUACUCAGGUUUAGGCCAGCCACGGGGGACGAAGUAACGAUGGAAUUGAAGAGUCAGACUUCAGAUGUCAAGUUGGUUGUUGCCUGCAGCCAAGAUCAGUAUACUUUUGGGUUUUUUGAGCUCUCAAAUGUGGCGAACGAAGAGGAAGCUCCAGUGCAGUGGAUUGGUGGAGUUGGAGCUGAAGCCAUGACAGCAAAUCCCCCAGUCGGCCAACCCUUCACAGGCAUGAUGCUGGGUCUAUAUGCAUUUGGAGAGCUUGAACGUUGCCUCGUUCCCGCAGAUUUCAAGUACGCCGAGUUUUGUUAG